This is a messenger RNA of Acanthocheilonema viteae, 5886 nucleotides long. The record is from the annotation of a GenBank genome assembly. NCBI's taxonomy places the organism in Eukaryota, Metazoa, Nematoda, Chromadorea, Rhabditida, Onchocercidae.
AUGUCUUCCGCGCGGGGCGCUGCGGGCGCCGUUAAACCUAAACUCCACAACGUAAAUAGUAUCUACGCGGGCAAAAAUCAAAACGCCGUGAAGGCGCCCGGUGCGGGCAAGCAUGGCGGACUUCAAAGUCUUGGUAAAACAACAGCGGUGGUACGUCGUAUGCCACCACCUGCUACGUUACCUUCGUUGAGAGCGGAAAGUCAAGGACAAGACCCUAACAUUGCACUCGUGCCACAUGGUGGCACUGGUUGGGCCAAAGGGGAUGCAAGCGCAGCAAAUGGUCAAACAGAUUUUCAAUCGGUAGUAAAAUCAUCAGCCAGUUUAACGGGAUCCACAUCAACAACAACAGCUACAUUAAGUACAUUAAGCGGGAUAAACAGCGGCAACGGACCGCAUACAACCGAUUUACGACCAAAAUGGGCGAAACAACCAAAUGUUGCAGAAGCGCAGGCAGCAGCACUGCAGAAUGCGAGUGCAGUAACGGCCUCAUCAAGGGAUUUUCCAUCGCUUGCAGCUGCCACCGCAGCCAUCGCAAAACAGUCCAGCAAUGCUUUAACCGAAAGUCUCAAGCCACAGAAGUCUGGAAGUUGGCGUGCCGGAGGCAGUUCGGCAGUAUCACGAAACGAAGGAGAUAUGCCGCAGGUGACGCUACAUUCGCACUCAGGACCAUCUUACUUAUCUACUACUGUAACUGCACGUAUUGCAGACAGACAGUUGCCUUCUCGGUACUACGAUACAACAGCAGUGCCGCCACCACCACCUCCAAAUGGUACUUUCCAAGUGCCGAAACUGCAGUCAGCCAUAUCCGUUUCCAACUCAGGUCCUUUGGAAACCUUGAGCAGCCAACCAUUAUCAGCAGAAAACGCACCGACACGAAAAACGAGUUGUCCAAGCACGACAAGUGUUUCUUCAGUAACUUCUCAGUAUCCAGCAAAUGUAGCAGUUCCACCACCAAAUUACUCUCGUCCACCACCAAAUUAUGUUCCAGCGCAGACAGAUUCUGCGCGAAGCGGGUUAAAUUAUGGUGCACACUUGCAGCCAUCCGAAGACGGAACAGAUGGAAAGCAAGUACAGCCGAAAAGUGGACUUGGCGACGAAGGUUGCAACAAUCGGCGAUAUUUGGAGAAAGUGAAAGACUGUGUUAUGCUCGAACCUGCGCAGAUAACGGUAUCGAGUGAUAUCCAGUCGAAUUAUACUCGCAGGGUGAUGUGUGAUAGUCGAGGUGAUUUUGACGAAUUCACUUCUAGAGGUAAAAGUGAAUGGCAUGAUGAAGAAACGCAUAGAUGGCUUAGCGCAAUUGGCUGUCCUGCUCAGGAGUCGCAACAGUGUGCUGAAUUUUCACAAAAUGGUUAUACUCGAGAUCGCGAUGAGGAGUUAGGUCGCAGGCAGAAUAUUGAACGUGAAGCGGCUAUCGAACGUUCACGUCAAAAAAGGCGCAUGGCGAGUCAAAGCUCAGCACUAUCAGAGAGUGAAGGUGGAAGUGCACCAUCCGGUUAUGGAUCUGUCAGGAUGAUGAACGCAUAUGAAAAUGACUCAUAUCCUGAUUGGGAUCAAUCUUCUCGUGGCAGCUUUGUAUUGCAAAAGAACAAUGAUGACUCAGGAGUUAGGGAAUGUUGGGGCGUUAUGGGUGGAUACGAUGUAUCUACUCGACGGGAUGAGCAGGAAACAACACAGCGAAUUGAAUUUCGAAUGCUGAAACGCCCAGAAGGUAAAGGAGAUGUUGCACAGCAACUAUCGCAAAUGGGUGUUCAAGACAGUGAAACACACGAUGAAGAUGAAGAGCUACAACUCACAAAACUUUCACGACCAGCAGCGAAAAUCGUAAAAAGAAUGGCUCCUGGGAGCAUUCCACCGGUUGAAGAAGCAAAUAAUCAGUCUUCUGAAACAACUAACUCACAAACGCAGCGCAAACCGAUACAGCAGCAAAAGAAUACUGAUAAAAGGGCUAAUGAUUCACGCAUUCAGUCUUCUUUACAAGGACAUCAACAAAAGACACUGUUUCAUCGUGAGAUUGAUGGCACUCCAUCGAAUGAAUGGGCGGCUCAGAAACAAAAAACUUCGCUGGGUAACACGUCACAACAGUCACACACACCAACAAAAACACGAGAAGAUGGAGUCGAGGGUGCACAUGUUACAAGCGUACCAUCAAUGUUGAUGGCACCACCACCGGCAGAUAACGUUUGGGAGAAACGAGCAGAGGAACGUGAAAGUGCGGAAAGGGAACGUGCAGCUCAACAGGAUGCCUUAAAUCAGAUGCAUUUGCAGCAGCAGUUUCCUACAGUUGGUGAACAAUCAGGUAUAAGUACGAACGAACCGCUUGAUGAUUUGUCGAUAGGACGUUCCGAAAAUUCUUAUUCAAAAAAUGAACAUCAACAUGGCCGAAGAAGUGGUAAUAGAAGUCGAAAUCGAGAUUCGCAUAAAUGGACAGAAAAAAAAUGUAACUAUAGUCAGCAACACGAUGAAGUUUGCGUCCAAGAUUAUUAUGUAGCCGAAGAAGAGGAAGAUGGAAAUGGGGGAACAGAGGGAAGUGGUGGACUUUUCCACGGUCAGCGUGAAUUUGUGAAUUCGAGAGUUCAUCGUUCCGGGCGUGGUUCGUCAUCAGUAAGUUCUCGUGGUAGCAGAACUUAUGGUUGCGGUAGUUUCUUGGGAAUACGUCGUGGUGGCAGUAUGCCACACCAACAUCUUGGUACUGGACAAGCACAUCGCACCCAGAAUAGAUGUGAUCGAAAUCAGCGUCGUGGGAAAUGUCAGGAACUUCAGAAAGAUAAUUUUUCAAAUAUGGGAGAAUUUCGCGUCGAGGAUACUUAUGUGAAUGCACCGGUUGUUAAAGAACCAUUAGCAGAAGAAAAAACAGAAGAUAAGGUUUCUGGUGAUCCGGUUACAGUGCAAGAUCAUGAACGUCAUGUUCAGAGUAGAAAUAUCAGUCGUCAGGGUGGUUCUCAUCGUAGCGCACAGCAGUUGUAUGAGCCAAAAAAGCGUCAAGAAUAUAGUCGUACGGGGAGAAGAGGUACGCGCGCUGGUCCAACAAAAAUUAACUCCCAACGUAAUGGGGAUGUCCGAACAACAGGUGCUUAUCAGAAUCCACCUGAAAGGGGGAAACGAAAAAAGACUAACGAAGAGCGUAAAGUGGUAGAUGAUGAAAGUUCAUCUCGAACUCAUGGCGAUGGAUCUUACAGACGGGGUGGAAUUCGAGGAACACAUAGCAUACGUAGACGCAGGCAUUCUGGUGUGCGCCAAGGUAAUGCUCGUGGUAAUAAUCAGUCAUAUUGUAGCGGCACUGAACGUACAGCCCAGUUGAAAUCACCGGUUACUUCAGAAGGGCAUGAAGAAUGGGAAACAGCUUCCGAGAGUAGCGACUUCGCAGAUCGACAAAAACAAGUACGGCGUCAGAAUGCUUCAUCGAAAUAUGGUAACUCACGCAGAACUAUUCGCUCCAGCAAUGGACGUCGUGAAAGCGGUAUCGGAGCUGUGCCUAAUCGCACUUCAAGUAAUUCAAAAAACGUGAAACCCGCCAGCACUACGUCGCACGUGGCCACCCGCGGUGCCCAGUUAGCAAAGGAGCAGGAAACAGCGCCGAUAACACAGGGUGAAGCAGCACGAAGACCCGAUACCUGCAAAGACGGGCUGGCGGGAGUGGAUAUCAACAAUGCAGGUGUAAUAGUGAUUGAUGAUCGUCCAGAUGGACAAGUGGAUGAUGCUACAGAAAAUAAUGAUGAUUUCGAAGAAGUGUUGUCUAAGAAAAGCAGAAAACUUCGACAGCAGCAAAUAAAUGAACAGUUGGAAGCAGAAGAACGUCGAAAAAGUAAGGAAAAGGAGAAAAUUGAGCGCCGUAAAGCGCGUGUGCAGGCAAAGCGAAUAGGAAAGAGAUCAGCCGCGAAAAAUGACCGUAUUGGUCCAAACGGUGCUAAUUUAGCUAAUGAAGUUGCUCCGAAAACGACUGCUUUGAACACGAAUAAUCAUGGAGUAAGAGAUGCUGGUGGUGGUAUGAAUCGUCCAAUUUUGACAAAUGCACAAAAUACUCUCAAUACUACUGUUUGGAAUAGUUCUAUUGUUCGUGAACAAACAACACAUCCAUCUCCACCAGUUGAAAAUCAUCCGGUAAUACCGUCACCCAUAGCUCGUCCUACACCGAAAGCGCGCAUUUCUUCUGCUUCAGUAGUGAACACUGCGGUGAAAAAAGAGGUUGACCUAUGGACAGAAUCAGAUGGAGAGCAGCGGCUUCAUGCUGCACGAAAGCUCUCAGAUGGUACAGUGAAAAAGAAUGCAGAAUUUACGACGAAUUUCAACGCUGCUAAUACAACUCAUGGGGAAAAUGGACAGUACCAAUUUACGUUUGAUUCUUCCUUGCAAGAUAACACGCAGAGCUUGAAAAGAUCAUCAAAGGAAGCUCUGGUAACGAAAGGUGAUGGUGCUUCACCUUUGACAAACAUCGCACUUGAAGCAAAUGAUGAUGAGUGUCUAAAGCAAAGAUUAGAUAAAGUAAAAGACUUCUGGCCCGGUCAACAACAAUUUGCAAAUAAUUUACUUGGAAGUGGUAAUGAAAGUACCACAAUUGCGCCGUUGGUUAAUGAUAAAAGCGGAUCUACUAAUGUUGGAGUUUCUUCAGUGGCACAUGGUCCAAAUGUUGCUAAAGUCAGACCGCAGCCUCAAGCAAGUGAACAAAUAGCGAACAGUGCUACCGUAAAUUUGAAAGAAGCGAAUUCGUCGACUCCGUUUGUUCCACUUCUUCCACCACCUUCUCCUAUUGCGUGUUUGCCGCCAGGAGCUUACCUGCAAUCUCUUACGCAAGUUCCACCACCGGCGCCAUUUCCACAUUAUUCGAUGGUGUUCAGCGAAUCGUAUAACCCGAAUUCAUCGACUACUUCUCCUGCUCAAACUUUAAUUGGAAAUGCUAUACCAGCAAGUCAAACUCAGACAACGCGUUCGCGACCUGGUUCAUUUGUCGAGCAAUCACAACUCUUCAUUCAUCCACCUCCUAGUGGUGCAACAGGAAAUAGUAUGACUUGGUCGAAUGCUAAUCCACAAAUUGAAUUACUGGCAGGGAUCAACGCCACACCUCCACUUGCAUCACAGCCUGUCAGUUCCGUGCAGCGUUUCCAACCUCGAUCCGCUUCAGCAUUUGGUCCGGUGCCGUCAGUUUUGAGCAGUAAUGCUAAGAUCCCUCAUAUGGGGCGACCUCCACCUCAUCCGCAUCAAGUUCCUCCACCAUUACAUCCACCACAUAAUUUUAUGGCUCCUCCGCCAGAUUUUGUUUCUCUGCAAGGCACUAGUUUAGGUGCUGUCGGUAGUCAACGCAGCGGCGAAACGCACCCUACAACGAAUAAUCCUUUAUCCAGAAAUACAAACGGUACUAUAGGACAAAUUCCACAUUUACAGCAGGCGUCACAAACUGGAUACUCUGUGUCCGCUGCUGCCACCUUCAAUCAGGCACCGCAACUUCAUGCAUUCACAGCUCCACCACCACCAAUACGUUAUCCGGCACUUCCACAACUUGCCAGCAAUGAUGCGAAUGGUGUUGUGACUGCUGGCUGGACAAGGGCCCCUGCUCUUUCCUUCAAAUAUACGAAUAGUGCUGUUCUUCCAGCAAGUCGUCCUCCCUUAUCACGUUACCAGUCAUCGGAUCGUUGGACUGUUCCAGUAAGCCUUCCAGUGCAGUAUCUCAGCACACAAAAUUACCAGCAUCAAAAUGCUAAUAAAGACAGUAGUGAUACUGUUAUUCACGGAAAUAUUGAUCGCUUCCAAGGAACUCAUGUGAACAGCACUCGUGGCGCGACACCUGAAGAAAACAGCGUUCGUGCAAGUUCGGUGUCUAGCAUUUCUGCUUCCGGCACUACGGCUGAAUCACUGGAUAGUUCAAAUCGACAAAAAAAAGCAGCCAAAGUUUAA